Porites lobata is the source of this 3580-nucleotide messenger RNA. The record is from the annotation of a GenBank genome assembly. Lineage: Eukaryota; Metazoa; Cnidaria; Anthozoa; Scleractinia; Poritidae.
CUGGCCUCAACAACAGCGCUGCGCUAUUAUGACACACACCUCCUAGUGACACUUAAAGUACAGAGAAACCCCGCCUUACGGCCACUUUUUUCGGCCGCUUAGCAAAAGCUGUCUUACACUUUCUUGUAAAAAAAAAAACCCUCGUUAAUACGGCCAAAUUUUUUUCGCUUAAUGGUGCCCGUAUUAACUGGAUUCCACUGUAGACGCAUCUGACCAUGCAAUAGUUGGGGUUUUACUAGGAGAGGGGCCCCUGUCUGUCUCAUUUCACAUACCAACAGCAACACAGCAAAAACUAUGCUCAAAUAGAGAAAGAGAGUCUUGCGAUAAAUGGAUAAAUGGCAUUGCUACUUGUAAGGUAAUCAUGAGAUCACAGCCCACUCAGACCACCAACCCCUGGAGACAAUCUUUAAGAAACCCUUGAGCAGAGCCCCCGGCAGAUUGCAAAGAAUGAUGCCGAAGUUGCAGAAACACCAGUUCACCGCUCGUUAUAAGAAAGGGAAAUAGCUUUUUGUAGCAGACACUCUGUCUCGCGCAGUCACCAGUUCAUGAUGGGGCGGGGGGUUGGGGGUUAGAGGGGGCUUGCGCACCCUGUACAUAUUUACAGAUGACAGCGCAUUAAAUUAUAGUACUAUUGAGCAGUUUUAGCAUUACAUUGACCUGCUGAUAAUUUUCUCAAAUUGCAUGUUUAGGUACUGUUGGAUUGAGGAAGGAUAUCUAGAGUUUAGUACUUCAUAGUUGUUUACAGUUUUUUUUACAUUCAAUUUUAUUUAUUUAUUUAUUUAUUUAUUUAUUUAUUUGUCAGGGUCCUGAUAAAACGAAAUGAUUUCGUUUUAUCAGGACCCUACUGUAAAACACUUAAGUGAAUCCCGGGUCCUGAAUAAAGAUUGAUUUUAAUUUAUUUAAAGGCCCCAAGCUGCCUGAGCCUCAGUUACCCAAACCAACCGCACUAAUGGCAAACCCGAUAAAGAAUAAAAAUGCAAAUGCCGGACUUGAACAAUACAAACAACUGCCGUCAAAUGUGGAGGUCAAAAUUGCGAUGGUAAACGGUAAGUAUUUUCUCUUUUAUAGUUUCCAUUCAUUUCGACGUCUAUAUUAAACUUACAAUGAAAAUCCACCAUGAAAAUAACUCUUCUUUAUGAUGCUCCUUCUUUCAGAUAAUGUCAACGCGGUAAUUAGAAACCAACAGGGUAAGCGCAGUUUUAAACAAACAAAAAAAUUAGCAGCCUUCAAAAUUCUUAUCGAUACAGCGCUUAUUUACAAAUUUUGUCGCUUAUUAUCCCAAUACUCUGAGAAGUUUUUGUUUAGUUAACUUGAUUUUAACCUCAUCCUCAGAGCACUGGGGAAGAGAUUGACUCCAUAUGCCUCUUCGCCUCUUCUCUACCCGGAGGGUUUUAAAUUUCCUGGACGUUAUUUUAUUUCAGAUCUGGCGAACUUUAUGUCCCAGAUGUUUGAAGGUAAGUGAAACAGCUUUUUGGAACAAAAAACUUGCUAUUUUUCUCCUUGAACUAAAAGAAUUCUGCAGUCCACAUGUGCGAUCGGAAUUCGGACUCGGCUGUUCUCAAGCUACUAAGGCUUUCGAAAGCAAAUGUACACAUCGGUACACUGCAUGGGCUGACCAGUGCGGCUGGCAGCCAUGCAGAGCAGACUCUACUAGAGUGUUCCACCUCCCAAUGAUAAGGCUAGGGGGAGCAGAGAUGGGGAGCUAUUUGGCAAAUUUUAUCGGUCUAUUUUAUUUAUUUUGUUACUGCGAAAGUUGAUAAGGCUUCCUGACAUCGCAUUAAUAUUUUACAAAUUCGCAAGACAUGUGAUGUUUACUUCAAUAAAAACUAAUAGGGACACUGAGGGUGCAGUCAGAAAUUGCUUUAAGCUUUCAAAGUAACUUACAAAAAAUGUGUCAGGUUCAUUUCUUUUGGAGCGAGAAGACAACUCCUGUUUGUUUUGCCUCCGUCACCAAUAAGUAAUAGGCCAGUUGCACUGAGAGGUCACGUGACCAAUGCUUCCUUCCAACGAUGCGUUGGAAUCUUGCUGAUGCCAAAAAUUGACAGAGCACAUAAAAAUUAUCUUACUCCCGAAAUUUGAGAGGAAACACAUUUAAGGGAGAUAUUUUAUGGCACUUUGAGUUUUCAACAAAGCAGUAUGAUUUGUAUUGGCCGCCAUGUUGGAGGGCAUACUCUUGCCCUCCAACAUGGCGGCCAAAACUACUUUUUGCUUAUAUCUUGUUAAACGUUUGAUAGUUACGCUCAGAUGUGCUGUAAACGUCACCACAUCAUCUUUUUAACAUUUCCCUUGAACUUUAAGUGCAAAAUUUGUGUUCUGAAAGAUGUAAUACUUAAUUUUAAAAAUCACAUUUUGGUCACGUGACGAGCUACGAACUUACUCAUUUUAAGAAAAUGGUGCGGGUUUGAAAAACCAAAUUUCUAUUAUUUUGUUUAAGAUAUGACCCACUAAUCGUUUUUCGAAGGCAAAAUCAUAUAACUUUCAUUUUCAUAAACAAGAUGUCACAUGACCUCUUAGUGCAAAUGGCCUAUUAAGGCUCUAUACAAAAGGUCUAGACUAAAGCCUGGUUUUCACUAGCGCGUAAGCGUGAGCAUAAGCAUAAGCACAAGCACAUAUGUAAGCAAGUGAAAACUGGGUCGACAUAAAUAUAAGCACAAAAAAAAACAGACAAGUUCGUUCUUCUUGUGCAUUUGCUUAUGCUUAUGUCGUAGCUUCGACAAGUGAAAACUGGGUCAAUAUAAGCACAAGUAUAAGCACAAGGCCGUGGACCAAUCAUAGGUCACUUUGACUCAGACCUCAUGCGAGCAUAUCAAAAGCAAUAUGGCGGACGCUUCGUCCGUCAUCUUGUUCAUCAUUGGGUUGAGGAGAGCUGGUAUCGAGAAUUGAGUCAAAUUAUGCCAUUCUGCGCGUGCGUGUGUCCUUAUGCUUAUGCUUAUGCGCUAGUGAAAACCAGGCUUAAGGGUGCGUUUCUUUGAGAUGAUCCGGAUUAGGAUCAGUGAUCUGAGAUCACUGAUCGGAUCAUGGUAGAUCAAAUGAACCGAUGAAUCCACUCUGAACAAGGAUUCAUCGGUUCAUUUGAUCUACCAUUAUCCGAGUGAUCUCGGAUCACCGAUCCUGAUCCAGAUCAUCCCAGAGGAACGCACCCUAAAUGUAGGCUGGCUGAGACGCAGGCUAUUGAAGUGGAGAGCCAGUUUCUUGGUUAUUUUUAGCCUGCGUGGCAGGCGUUUGAAAGAGAAGGGAAAGGGAGUUUUAGGCGCGAGCAAGAGAGGAUAAAGGGGACAGAGAAGGCAACCCCAUACACACCCUAUUCCAUAGGUAAUUCGUCUCGAGUUAUUUUUAAGACCGCAGAUCCCAAGGGGGAUUAGACAACAGCCAAUCACAUAGUGCGAAUGUGUUCCGCGCGGAUGACCCACGCUUAGAGCCACGCGUCCUUCACGAAUUGACGAAGAACAAAAUGGCGGAAGACGCGGAGAGCGAUAUUGCUAUUCGUUUUGUCGACGAAAACGACUACAGAGAGAUUUCUGCUACAGCUGUGUCAUCGAGACGGAAAUUAAAAAAGAAUCGCCCUUCCUCUCUUGUAUAG